AUGGUUGCCAGUUGUUCCGUAGUCAGCUUGUUCUGCUUUGAUCAUGUUGAAGCUGAUGCGUGGAAUAGUGGGAUUACAUACCAUGAGAAGCUGCGUCUCCUUUCACCAUAUUUGUCAUCUCUAGACAGUAUAAACAUGUCAGCUGUGAACAUGUCCACCAUGAGAUUUCCAAGAGCUUCCUUGUCUGGAACUGUGCCUGCUAGGAGAUCUUGUGCUCUUAUUAAGAGUCCAUCAUCUUUUAGUUCUGUGAAAAAUGUGUCCAAAGUAUUUGGAUUGAAAUCAUCAUCCUUUAAAGUGUCAGCAAUGGCAGUAUAUAAAGUGAAACUGGUUGGACCAGAUGGUGUAGAGCAUGAAUUUGAAGCCCCUGAUGACAGUUACAUUCUGGAUUCUGCUGAAAGUGCUGGAGUGGAGCUACCAUACUCAUGCAGAGCUGGAGCCUGCUCUACUUGUGCUGGCAAACUGGUUUCAGGUGCUGUGGAUCAGUCAGACCAAUCAUUUCUUGAAGAAAAGCAAAUGGAGAAUGGUUACCUUCUCACAUGUGUCUCAUACCCAACAUCAGAUUGUGUGAUUCACACCCACAAGGAGGAAGAACUCUGCUAA
Sphenostylis stenocarpa is the source of this 600-nucleotide messenger RNA. The record is from the annotation of a GenBank genome assembly. NCBI's taxonomy places the organism in Eukaryota, Viridiplantae, Streptophyta, Magnoliopsida, Fabales, Fabaceae.